Molecule: messenger RNA, 3311 nt
Organism: Quercus lobata
Lineage: Eukaryota; Viridiplantae; Streptophyta; Magnoliopsida; Fagales; Fagaceae
Gene: ERD3
Product: S-adenosyl-L-methionine-dependent methyltransferases superfamily protein
Exons: 8
Coding region: 1030-2841 (603 amino acids)
Cellular component (GO): trans-Golgi network; cytoplasm; endosome
Molecular function (GO): methyltransferase activity
Source: RefSeq, a predicted model, not a curated record
UUUUGUUUCUUUGUCAGAUCUCGUCAGAUCCUACCUUUCUAUUUAUGUUACAAGUUCUGUCCUUGUCUUCUUCAAUUUCUGACAUAUAUAUCAUAUGGGUUUUCCUUCAAUUGCAUAAUGGAUCUGCUUUUCUUUUCUUUUCUUUACUCUACACCUUUUUUUUGUUCUCUCUUGAUUUCCUAUUUUGAGUUCAUGGUUAGCCUUAAUUUUAAUCAUUACCAAAUGGGUAAAUUUCAAAAUAAUUUUUUUUUCUCGAAUCAAUUCUGAUUUGGUUUGCUAGUUUUAGAAAAAUUGCUGUUAUAAAAGUUGCAUGUGUUGUAGUUGUACAUUGUUUGCUCUGUUUCAGAAAAAAAAUGGAAGGAAGGAAUCAUUUCAUGCAAUACCAUUACUUUGAUGGAUGGGAAUUCAAUGGCGCUUUUGCUUUUUUGUUUGUUGCAUGUUAUUUUUUGGAGGUCAUACUCAUAGCGGAAUGGAUGAUUCAGAAGAAAAGUAUCUGAUUGGCAAGCUGUGAUAAUUGAAUCAUGGAAACUUUUCUUAUGUUAGAAGAAAUGAUUAAAAUACCUGACAUAUUGCAUUCUCUUUUAUUUACUUUUUGCUCCUUUUUCUUUUUUUUUUCUUCCAUGGGCUUCUUUAUUAGGUUGUGUUUUUGCCUUUUUUGACUUAUUUAGUGCGUGAAAGUGAGAGAGAGGGGCCUCAUAAUUCAUAAGAAGUGAGGACGGCUGAGAGUUUGGUCGGUUUGGGAUUGAAAAUCAUGUGAAAAAAUGUAAAGGCCAGGUGACAUGGAAAGUAGUAGUACAUGUCGGUAGCAACUACCAGAUCAGAUCUCAUGUUUUACAGCUUGGGCUAACCAAAGUCAUUUAUUAAUUUAUCACUACUCACAUUUGGAUCUGCAUUACUUUCUCUCUCACAUGCGUGCACGCAUGUAAUUGAGUUACAAUUUUGGACCUAAAAAAAACUGGAUCUAUCCUUGAAAUAUUUGAGUUUUGUUGAAGCUUUUCAUCGAUCUGAUAGUUAACAAUAUCAGGGAUCAUGAAACAUAAAGAUGGGAAACCAGGUCCCCACGGGGAUAGAGGUUCAAGGGCUGUCCCCAUUUCAAUCAUGUUUGUUGUGCUGUGCGGAUUUUCAUUUUAUCUUGGUGGAAUCUUUUGUUCUGAGAGGAACAGGUUUGAAACCAAGAUUGUUGCAAACGAUGUCCAAUCUCCCAAGGAAUCUUCAGUCACUCCUCUCCAAAUUAAACCCAUUAAGUUUGCUGAAUGCAGCAGUGACUAUCAAGACUACACUCCAUGCACAGAUCCAAGGAGAUGGAAGAAGUAUGGUUUACAUCGGCUAACUCUCAUGGAACGCCACUGUCCUCCUAUAUCUGAAAGGAAGGAAUGCUUGGUUCCACCCCCUAAUGGGUACAAAGUGCCAAUCAAAUGGCCACAGAGCAGGAAUGAGUGUUGGUACAGAAAUGUACCAUACAAUUGGAUCAACCAGCAGAAAUCUAAUCAGAAUUGGCUGAGGAAAGAAGGGGACAAGUUCCUCUUUCCUGGUGGGGGUACUAUGUUCCCUAAAGGGGUUGGUGCAUAUGUUGAUCUGAUGCAAGAUCUGAUCCCAGAAAUGACAGAUGGAACCGUUCGAACUGCCAUUGACACUGGGUGCGGGGUUGCAAGCUGGGGUGGUGAUUUGUUGGAUCGUGGAAUUCUUACGGUUUCUCUUGCCCCAAGAGAUAAUCAUGAAGCUCAAGUCCAAUUUGCAUUGGAACGUGGAAUUCCAGCAAUCCUUGGAAUCAUUUCUACACAACGCCUUCCUUUUCCCUCAAACUCAUUCGAUAUGGCACAUUGCUCCAGAUGCCUUAUCCCAUGGACAGAAUUUGGUGGAAUUUACCUUCUAGAAAUACACCGCAUACUUCGUCCUGGAGGCUUCUGGAUUUUGUCUGGCCCUCCUGUAAACUAUGAAAACCGCUGGCGAGGAUGGAACACAACUGUGGAAGAGCAGAAAUCGGAUUAUGAAAAGUUGCAGGAUCUGCUAGCUUCUAUGUGCUUCAAACUGUACAACAAAAAGGAUGACAUUGCUGUUUGGCAGAAAUCUUCUGACAAUAGUUGUUAUGAUCAGCUGGCAAAUCCAGAUGCCUAUCCCCCAAAAUGUGAUGAUAGCCUCGAACCAGAUUCAGCAUGGUACACUCCACUUCGCCCUUGUGUCGUUGUUCCAAGCCCAAAGCUUGAGAAAUCUACUUUGACAUCCAUCGCUAAAUGGCCUAAGCGGUUGCAUAUUACACCUGAAAGGAUUUCAGAUGUUUAUGGUGGGAAUGCUAAUACUUUCAAGCAUGAUGACAGUAAGUGGAAGGUGCGAAUUAAGCACUACAAAAAGUUGCUCCCUGCCAUUGGGUCUGAUAAGAUAAGAAACGUAAUGGACAUGAAUACUGCUUAUGGAGGUUUUGCUGCGGCUGCAGUUGAUGAUCCCCUGUGGGUCAUGAAUGUAGUCUCAUCCUAUGCUCUUAACACACUUGCUGUGGUUUUUGAUCGGGGUCUCAUUGGAACUUACCAUGAUUGGUGUGAAGCUUUCUCAACAUAUCCUCGAACAUAUGAUCUCCUUCACCUUGAUGGCCUCUUUACUGCAGAAAGCCACAGAUGUGACAUGAAAUACAUGCUCUUGGAGAUGGACCGGAUCCUUCGGCCUAAUGGGUAUGCAAUAAUUCGGGAAUCCAGCUAUUUUGUGGAUGCUGUUGCUUCCGUUGCUAAGGCAAUGAGAUGGGGUUGUCGUAAAGAAGACACUGAGUAUGGUAUUGAGAAGGAGAAGAUAUUGAUUUGCCAAAAGAAACUCUGGUACUCCUCUAACAAGCCUAGCUCUAGCUCAAGAUGAACAUAGAAACCCAAGCCAUGAUGAGAAUCUCUUGGAGGGUUGAGUACAAAUAUAAUUCCGGUAAUAGAAUCAAAGAGAAGAAAAUUCAAUACGGCUCACAGAGAGAUUAGUUCGGCCUAUAAAAGGCCAAAGUUAUUUAAAUUCAUAUUUUCAACUGAAAAUUAGUUACCCAAUAAUAUGAUUUUUGUUAAUUUAUAGGGCCUUUCGUAUCAUAUAGAUAUAGAUGUAUUAAUUCUUUAUAAUCAAUAUGUUUCUGGUGUUUUGGUUGAUGAUAAAAAAUUAUCAUCGGGAGCUGACGCCAUAGGUUGAAAUUUAAAAAAAAAAAAAAAAAAUUCUGGUGAUAUUCCCAUUAUUAUUAUUAUUAUUUUAUUUUCCUUAUUUUGCACAAUGUUGUCUUUGUAUGUUAAACUGUGUAAAGCAAUCAAAAAUGUAUCGAGGGAUUGGAAAUUCACACCCUCAUAGCUUGUCAU